Colossoma macropomum (tambaqui) is the source of this 2265-nucleotide messenger RNA. It is a transcript of the gene kcnc3a, whose product is annotated as potassium voltage-gated channel, Shaw-related subfamily, member 3a. Lineage: Eukaryota; Metazoa; Chordata; Actinopteri; Characiformes; Serrasalmidae. The transcript is spliced from 6 exons. The coding region runs from base 158 to 2167 and encodes 669 amino acids. Gene Ontology annotation, biological process: potassium ion transmembrane transport; protein homooligomerization. The record is from RefSeq and is a predicted model, not a curated record. Gene Ontology annotation, cellular component: axon; voltage-gated potassium channel complex; neuronal cell body membrane. Gene Ontology annotation, molecular function: delayed rectifier potassium channel activity; protein binding.
GACGACACUGGUUAGCUUCAGCUUCAGCUUUCAGGGACUAAUUAAGCCGCACAUACUCCGUGUCGUUAACUUUGUGUGGUCGACACACAUAAGCAGGCUCCUCCUCCCCCCUCCCCUCUCUGUUCUCUCUCUCCUCCCCCCCUCCCCGUCCUCCUCUAUGCUCAGUUCGGUGUGUGUCUCCUCUUUCAAAGGGCGCAAGGGUGGGAACAAGUCGUCCAACAAAGCAUGUUACAGCGCCGACAUGACUUGUCCGUCAGACAACGAAAAGAUCGUGAUCAACUGCGGGGGUAUUCGACACGAGACGUACCGCAGCACGCUAAAAACGCUGCCCGGCACGCGCCUGUCGUGGCUGACGGAGCCGGAUGCCUUCAGCAACUUCGACUACGACCCGAAGUCAGACGAGUUCUUCUUCGACCGGCACCCCAACACCUUCGCGUUCAUACUCAAUUACUAUAGAACAGGCAAGCUGCACUGCCCUAACGAUGUGUGCGGGCCGCUUUUUGAAGAAGAGCUCGCCUUCUGGGGCAUUGAUGAGACGGACGUGGAAGCCUGCUGCUGGAUGAACUACCGGCAGCACCGGGACGCUGAGGAGGCCCUGGACAGCUUUGAGACGCCCGAGCCCGACCCACCUGAGGACGACCCGGCGCUCACCGGCGGCGCCGACGGCGACCUGAAGCGCCUCUGCCUGCAGGAGGACGGCCGCAAGCCCAGCUGGUGGAGCGUGUGGCGGCCGCGCAUUUGGGCGCUCUUUGAGGAUCCGUACUCGUCCAAAUAUGCCCGGUACGUGGCUUUCGGGUCACUACUCUUCAUCCUCAUCUCCAUCUCCACAUUCUGCUUGGAAACGCACGAGGCCUUCAACACCAUCUAUAACAAGACUGAGAACGUGACAGUGGGCAAUGUGACGCGGGAGGAGGUGUCGUUCGAGGUGGUGACGGACAGUUGGCUGACCUACGUCGAGGGCGUCUGUGUGGUGUGGUUCACCAUUGAGGUGUUCACCCGCGUUAUCUUCUGCCCAGACAAGGCCGAGUUCUUCAAGAGCGCGCUGAACAUCAUCGACUUCGUGGCCAUCCUGCCCUUCUACCUGGAGGUGGCGCUGAGCGGCCUGUCCUCCAAAGCGGCCAAGGACGUCCUGGGCUUUCUGAGGGUGGUGCGAUUCGUCCGAAUCCUCCGAAUCUUCAAACUGACCCGCCAUUUCGUGGGCCUGCGGGUUUUGGGCCACACGCUUCGGGCCAGCACCAACGAGUUCUUGCUGCUCAUCAUCUUCCUUGCCCUGGGAGUCCUCAUCUUCGCCACUAUGAUCUACUAUGCUGAACGCAUUGGCGCUGACCCCGAUGACCCCACGGCCAGUGCCCACACGGCCUUUAAAAACAUCCCCAUCGGCUUCUGGUGGGCUGUGGUCACCAUGACGACACUAGGCUAUGGGGACAUGUACCCGGAGACGUGGUCGGGUAUGUUAGUGGGCGCUCUGUGCGCUCUGGCUGGUGUGCUGACCAUCGCCAUGCCUGUGCCAGUCAUCGUCAACAACUUCGGCAUGUACUACUCGCUGGCUAUGGCCAAGCAGAAGCUGCCCAAGAAGAAGAACAAGCACAUCCCUCGGGCGCCGCAGCCCGGCUCGCCCAACUACUGCAAGCCUGAUGCUCUGGCCAUGGCCACCGCCUCGCCGCACAGGAUCAUGGGUAACGUGCUGGGCGGCAUGGUGGGCUCGGGCAGCAUGGGAGGAGACUGCCCCUUAGCGCAGGAAGAGAUCAUCGAGAUCAACAGAGCAGGUGUGUGGGACUCUAAGCAGAAUGGCGAUGCCGCUAACGCCGCCCUGGCUAAUGAAGACUGCCCCACAAUAGACCAGGUGCUGGGUCCGGACGACAGGAGUCCAGCCACCGGUGGGCUGGGCUCCGGGACGGGGCGCGAGCGGUACCCGCACGACCGCGCCUGCUUUCUCCUCAGCACCGGAGAGUUCCGCACCACAGACAGCAACGUCAGGAAAGGUUGUGUCGUGUCAUGCGUUUCCACUGGCUAUGAGAAAUCCAGGAGCCUGAAUAACAUAUCGGGGAUGACUGGGGCUCCCCUGCGAUUGACCCCUGUUACCCCCAUCAACAGCUCCCCCUACGAACCCUACGAAUCUCCUGGCCCUCUCCGCCGUUGUCGUUCCCCCAUUCCUUCCAUUUUGUAACACAGCGAUGGAGAGAGAACAAAGACAAACCAUGCCAACUAGAAACAUCCCUUGAGAGACUCUCCACAAAUGCACCAUGAGGCGACAUUAAUACUAGU